Molecule: messenger RNA, 6188 nt
Organism: Phaedon cochleariae (mustard beetle)
Lineage: Eukaryota; Metazoa; Arthropoda; Insecta; Coleoptera; Chrysomelidae
Source: the annotation of a GenBank genome assembly
AUGCUUUUGUACAUUGAGAAAAGGUAGUGUUCCCGAGGAAAAAUGUCGAAUCCAUCUACAUCUGGGCAGAAUGGAAGGUUUGGUAGUGGUCGUUUGACCCCCCAUUCUCGAAGAACGAGGGGCCAACGAGGCAACUGGAGGAGAGAUAAGACAGAUUCUCGAAAGAAUAAAGAUGAUGAAACAUCAAAUGCCAGUUCUUCUUUUGGUGGAUUUCCUAGAGGUCAAAGUCAAUCUGAAGAAAGUUUCAAUAUUAACACCAGAAAUCAUAGGAGAGCUCCACACCAUCAUGGUGAGAGAAAAGCUGUAAGACAAAUGGGAUUCAAAUACCUCCAAGAUUUAUUGAGAAAUGAGGAUCUUGAACAAGUCAUAUUCAGUUUGAACAAUGACAAGAGAGGCUUCAAAGAGUUAUUGGAGAGCAGGGAGAUUUCCAAUGAUAUGAUUGUGAUGUUGGUGAAGCUUCAAUGCAAGAUGACUGUACCUUUCCUGAAUUGAAAUUGGCACUGUUUGAGCUGGCCCUGAGAACUAGCUUCAUAGAUAGUAUUGUCAAGUUUGUAUCUACUGUGGUACUUCAAAGUGAACGUGAGAAGAAACGUAACGCCUUAUUUUGGAAUGGAAUUGACGAAUUUUUGAAGAACUUGCUCAAAAUUUCUGUAAAUUAUCAUGAUAUGAUCCCAACUACUUCCUGUGAAGAAAUUUUGAAGCUUUUAAAAGCUGCAAAAUUGAGUAUCCCUGUGAUUUUGAAUAAUCAUAAAGGUGUACAUAUUUCUGAUGAAGUUAAAGUUGCCGUAGAAAAAAUGUACGAGUUGGUAGAGGCAACAUCUGCCGAAAUAGAGAAGAAAUUAGAAAUAGAGAAGGUGAGAAGGGAGAACGGCGAAGAGGAACCUCCUAACGAUUUUAGAGAUAUCAGCGUUUAUCCAAGUCCCAUGGAGGUUACCCUUCCAGAUUCUCCCUUUCUGAGGCCAAAUGUCACUAAAGGUCCUUAUCAGAACGUCAAUCACUAUUUGGAUGUGCAAUUUCGGUUGCUCAGGGAAGAUUUUGUAGCCCCUUUGAGAAAAGGAAUCUGCAAGUAUAGGAAAAACCCCAAGGAAAGAUUGGAAAACAUAAAAAUAUACAAUCACAUCAAAUUCCUAGAACAGGAAACAGUUACUGAACAAAACUGCUACAGAAUCCAAUAUGAUUUCAGCAAAAAAAAACGUACUUAUGUGUAUGAAAACUCCAGGAGGUUCAUAUUUGGUGCUUUACUUUGUUUUACACAUGACAAUUUCCAGACGGUUUUGUUCGGAAAGGUGGUGAAGCGGGACGUGAAAGAUUGUCUGGAAAAAGGACAGCUCAUUGUAGGGUUCAAUGCUGAUGUCGCUUUACCACCGGAUUUGUUUCAACUCAACUAUUUAAUGUUGGAAAGUACCGUGUUUUUCGAACCUUAUUAUCAGGUACUGAAUGUUUUGAAAACCAUGCGCCCCGAGGCUUUCCCAAUGGAGCGCUACAUCAUUCGAGUGGAAACACAAACUGCUCCGCCCGACUAUCUCCUCAAAGGCGGCCCUCAAAUGUAUACCAUAGAAUCCGAAACUUUCUGUCCGCUCGACUGGGGCGAAAAGAGAUUCUACGGUUUGAACGACGCUCAAAGUGAGGCUUUCCGCGCAGCCCUGACCAAGGAGUUCGCCAUCAUACAGGGUCCUCCCGGGACCGGGAAGACGUUUCUCGGACUCCGGAUUGCUCAUACUUUGUUGAGGAACAAAUCAGUUUGGUACACGAAAACGCCGAUUUUGGUGAUUUGUUACACGAAUCACGCUCUGGAUCAGUUUCUGGAAGGGCUGCUUCCGGUCACUAAAGAGGUUGUGAGAGUAGGAGGACAAUCGAAAAAUGAGAAUUUAAACAGUUUCAACAUCAGAAACAAAAGAAGAAGGUAUCCGAACGAUGCCGUGCGUCAAAGAAGACAGGAGGUUAGAGAUUUCCUGCAAAAGAUUUCUACGAUAAACUCGCAUCUGAACAUGAUAGCAUCGAACAGCAGUGUAAUCAAAUUCAGUGUGUUUGCAGAAGUGGUGCCAAAUUUUGCAACCACCUGGUUUGGUUCAGCCAACAGUGAUCAAAUUUACAUGUGGCUCUUCGGCGGAUUCGAUGUCCGCAGAUCCAGACAAAGAGACAGAACCAAUGUGGACAGAGACGCUGCUGCCAAUAAUGAAGAACCAAAGGAAGGAGAACCAGAAAAGGAAGAACCGAUAGUAGGAGAACCAAAAGAGGAGGAACCGAUAGAAGAAGAAACUAUGGAUGUCGAUAACGAUGUUAUCAUAGAUGACAUUUUCGACGACAUAGUGGUGCACGCUCUCAAUGAAUUGGUGGGCGUGAGAACUUUACAAAUUAAACUCAACAACCUCUACAGGAUCUUGGGAGAACUGAACCAAAGACCAGUAUUAACCGAUUGGGAGAAAUGGGCGAAAUUGCAGGAGGAAGAUAUGUUGAACAUUGAGAUUUACAGGACCGAAAAUGAAUUGCAGUACCUCCAGUUGAGACUGAAUGAAAGGAAAGUGAACAUAAAUGGGUUCCAACCGCAGUUUGUUGAUUUGGUGAAUCCUCACCGCAUGACUCCUAACGACAGAUGGCAGUUGUACUAUCACUGGCUGUCACUUUAUGUCGAACGUCUGAAAGUCAAGAAAGAAGAAAGCACCAGAAUGUUCAGAAGGGUAUAUGCCGUGUACACCCAGAUGAUGAGCAUGGAAGAUGCCCAAGUCAUGAAAGAGUCUUUGGUAAUUGGAAUGACAACCACCGGUGCUGCUCGUCUCCAAUCGUCUCUGCAGGUUCUCAAGAGUCCCAUAGUCAUUGUAGAAGAAGCUGCAGAAGUACUGGAAGCCCACAUUAUCAGCGCUCUAACCAUGCACUGUAAACAUCUCAUCCUCAUUGGAGACCAUCAGCAGCUGAAACCGUCAGCCGCAGACUUCAAAAUCGAGACGAAAUACCGAUUGGGCAUCAGCCUGUUCGAGAGGAUGGUCAUCAACGAAAUCCAAUGCCACACUUUGGACGUCCAGCACAGAAUGAGGCCGGAGAUAUCGAGUCUGGUCAGACCGGCCAUCUAUCCUGUGCUGAAAGACCACACAUCCACGUUGAACAGGCCGCGUAUCGCCGGUCUCGACGAUUGUCUCUAUUUCAUUGACCAUCAGGAGCAAGAGCAACUUUGCAAGGACAACAGCAAGAAGAAUAUCCAUGAGGCGCAGUUUUUGAUACGGUUUGCCAGACAUUUGAUCCUCAACGGUUAUAAACCGGAAAAUAUCACGAUUUUGGCUGCUUAUCUUGGGCAAAUGUUUGAGAUGCAAAGAGAAAAGGCUAAGUACAGGAUGCAACUCCAAGACGUCAGAAUUGCCGUUUUGGACAAUUACCAAGGGGAGGAAAGCGACAUCAUCUUAUUAUCCUUGGUCAGAAACAACCAAGAUAAUAACAUUGGAUUUUUGAAGACAGAAAAUAGAGUGUGCGUUGCUCUGUCUAGGGCCAGAAAUGGCUUUUACAUGAUGGGAAACAUGACCAUGCUCUGUAACAACAGUGAGAUUUGGCCGAAAAUCAACGAGACAUUGAAGAGUCAAAAUGCCAUUGGAACCCAUUUGACUCUGCGUUGUCAGGUGCAUUUCGACAAAGUGACGAUGGUAAAGGCCGCAGAGGAUUUCUCGAAGUUUCCCGAGGGCGGAUGCGACCGGAUGUGCGAGGCGAUGUUGAAUUGCGGCCAUAUAUGCAAGCGGUUGUGCCACGUCGAAGAUAGAGAACAUCAGAGAUUCAAAUGUAACGAGAAAUGUGAACGAUUACUCUGUGAAAAUACCGAGCACAAAUGCAAGAAACGUUGCUCAGAGAUAUGCGGCCCUUGCAACUAUCCCGUGGAACGAACCCUCGACUGCGGUCAUACUGUAUCCAUCGACUGCCACAUCGAUCCGGCCGUGUACAAGUGCAUAGUUCUGGUCGAAGCGAAACUGCCUUGCACUCACGAAACCCGGAAACUCUGCCAUGAAGACGCAGAAACUGCCAAGUGUCCGCAUCCGUGCGAUACUAGAGUGGAGCCUUGUGGACACGCCUGCGCGAGGGCUUGUCACAUCGGAGACGAUCCUGAUCACUUGCAGUAUGAAUGCAGAAAACAAUGUGAGAAACCCAUGAAAGAAUGCACGAUGCCAGAAGCUGAAGGUCACUCCUGCCGUAAAUUUUGCUUUGAAGAAUGUUCCUAUUGUGUGAGAGAAGUCAUCAAGAAAAGGACCAAAUGCAGUCAUGCUUCCAAAGUACCUUGUCAUGUUAACGUUGAUGACACUUUGUGUGAGAAGCCUUGUGCAAAAAUAUUGCCAUGUGGUCAUAAGUGCAAAGGAAAAUGUCAUGAACCAUGUGGGAAUUGUAUGAAGAAAGUUUUGAAAGAAGUUCCUGAUUGUAAACACAACAUUAAAAUAGCUUGCUCCCAAGAAGCCGAUCGCAAAUACUGCGGAAAGAAAUGCCCACGCUUAUUGAGCUGUGGUCAUCCAUGUAGAAAUACUUGUAAGGACGUAUGCACUGAAGAUUGUAAGAUGACAGUAGAUUGUGCAAUUCCUAGCCCUUGUGGACACACUAUCAAGAAAAUCGUCUGCUAUCGGAAAGAUACUGCCGAUCCAGCGAUGUUACUGAAAAUGUGUUCGGAAAAGUGCUCAUACAAGCUGGACUGCGGCCACCAGUGCGCAGGCUCUUGCGGCGAAUGUGUGCAGGGUCGGGCCCACCAAAGGUGCCAGGAAAAAUGCGGGGUGCCGCUGGUGUGCGGUCACGAUUGCCCUAUUCCGUGCAGGGAAGCAUGCAAGCCCUGUCUCAAGGACUGCCUUUAUCGGUGCUCGCACAGCAAGUGCAAGAAGAAAUGCGGGGAGCCCUGUACGAGAUGCAAGGAACAAUGCAACAGACAUUGCGACCACCAGCGGUGCCGGAUGAAAUGCUGGGACUAUUGCGACGUCGGUCCGUGCACCAAACUGUGUUCGAAAACACUAAAAUGCGGCCACCCUUGCGUCGGCUUCUGCGGAGAUCCAUGCCCAGUACUUUGCAAGAUAUGCGACCGGGACGAGCUCACGCAGAUCUUUCUUGGCAAUGAGGACGAAGAGGACGCCGUAUACGUCAUGUUGGUCGAUUGCAAGCACGUUUUCGAGGCCGGCGAUAUGCUGCGUUGGCUUGAUAUGGACAAGGACCAGAUAAAACCGAAGGUUUGUCCUAAAUGUAAAACUGUCAUAAUGAAAACAGACAGAUACUCAGAGUACAUCAAGGAAAGCAUUGAUGAUAUGAUGAAUGUCAAAAUGAAAUAUUAUGGGAGUCCAAAGGAAAUCGCAGCCACAAGACAUCGUUUGCUGACCAAUGUGAAUAAUUUAUACAAAGAGUUAUACCACCGUACAACCUCAGUACAAUUGGGGCGUUUACAGCAAAAACCCCUUCCUCGUGUCCAUUCAGGAUUGGAGGGAUUCAUUAGGGAUUUGAUAAAAAGAUUACAACCUGUGAGUCAACCAAAACCUAAUAGGAAGGGUCCUAGAUCCCAGAAUGAUUACCGCCGUCAAGAUAUCAAUAAAACCGAUCUUCAUGCGAUCGAUUCCAAAAUAAAACUAAUCAGCGUUGUACUUGGGGUUAUUAAAGAAAAAGAUUUACUCUCCCCCACUUUUGACAUGAGUAUAAAUCAACUAAAUUUCAUAUUGAAGUUACUAUCCAGAGAUGUGAAUUCAAUAACCAAACAGGAAGUUGAUGACAUAAUAUUGGAAAUUGACAGAUUUGUGAGGAUCGUGCAGUUUGAAGAAAUUAUGUCAGUCAGUAAAUCGGCAUAUUUAUCACCAAAACUCGAAGAUAAUGAAAUGGUCAUGUCUGUCAAGAAACUACUGGAAAAACCAGAGAUUUAUGAUAAGCAGCAAGACGAUGUCUUGAAAUCUGAACUAGAAAAACUUAAAAAGAUUGUCGCUGCUGCCAUCAAAAUUACUGAUGCAGAGAGAGUUUCGAUCGUCAAAGCCGUGGAUCUGAGUAAAGGGCACUGGUUCAAGUGCCCCAACGGUCAUCCUUACGCCAUUGGGGAGUGUGGGGGAGCGGAGCAAGUGUCCCGUUGCUACGAGUGCAAAGAACCAAUCGGAGGUCGAAAUCACAGAUUGUUACCUGGACAGCAAGUGGCUACUGAAAUGGACGGAGCCCUACACGGAGCUUGGUCUGAGGCGAUGAACAUGGAGAACUUUAGGCUGUAA